AUGGCGGUCAUAACUAGAGUUCCACCAAAAAAUCUUUGGGAUGAAAUUGUCAAAGAUUUUGCUUCAAGAAAACCACCUUUCAGAGAAGAUGAUGAUAUGUCAGUGCGAACAGACUAUGUUGAUUAUAACCCUGCAAAGCAUAAUCCAGUGUUUUAUGGAAAGAUGCAUGAACAUGUUGUGACAGAUAAUGAUCCUAUGAAAGAUAUAGACCCGUCUACAACACAUCCAUCAUGUGCUGGAUUUGCCUUUACAGAGAAACCUCCAGAAUCGCCACCCCCGCCUCCCACACCUCCACCACCAAAAGAGAAAUGUAAUCCAAGGGAGUAUUUAGAACAUUAUGUAUUUCCAGUCCUUUUACCUGCCCUUGAAGAAAUGCUAAGACAAGCAAAGAAAGAAAAAUGUCUGGAGAGAAAAAGAACAAAGUUCAAUGCCUUAGAUUUCCUCACAGAAUAUUUAUAUAAAAAUAAUCCUUUGCACAGUGGAAGAGAAGAUGUACAGCUUGAGGAAAUUCCUUUUGUUAAGGACUGGUUAAAGGAUCAUCCUCGCCCACCACUACCUUUGUCCUUGAUUUGGACAGAAGAAGAGGCUGUUCUCAUCAUACAGUCUUACUGGAGAGGAUAUCUGGUGCGACGAGAGCCAGAAGUUCAGGAACUUCGCCAAUGGCAGCGAGAAUGGAGAGAGGAAAAUAGCAACAUCUCCAGGCGUGUCAGUGACUUCUGGGAGAAAAAGAUGCCAGAUGGAGAUAAACCCACUCCAAAUGCUUCAGAAGAUGUAUUAACAGGGGAGGCAACUCCAAUUGCUGUACAGUCACCAACAAAACAACUAGAUACCAAGUGAUCAUUAUGAUGGCUGAACAGUGGACAAAUGUUAAAUUAUCUGUGACCAGCAACAUUUGAAGGACACAAUAUAUAAAUAAUGAAAGAAAAAAUACUUCAUUGCAGUAUUUAAAUAUAGUUACGUAUAAAAGUUCUAUCUUCAAUAGAACUGCAAAUAUCGUGCGUAAUUUUCAUACCUAUGUUUUAUAAUGAGUUAUAGAUCAAUACUUAAACAUGACUGAAUUUUAUCGUAGCAAAGAUAUCAAGUAUUCCUUGGAAAAAAAUUCUAUCAUGAUGUAUCCCUGACAAAUUUCCUGAGAUUUUUCAUGUUACAAUACCUAGGAGUUUAUUUAAAUCCUGUGUAAUAAUUCCAGGAUGGAUCUUGACCUAUCUUAAGAACUGUAGAAAUUUUAUUGCUCUUUUACAUCUGAGUAGAAGCAAGGGAUACAAAGGCUGUGAUAUUCCCUAAUAUUGUGAAUCACUAUUUUAUUUGUAUAUGAUAAGUAUGCAUUGAAAUAUUUGAGAUGUUUUUGAAGUACUUAUUGUAAAUAAUAAC
This is a messenger RNA of Ylistrum balloti, 1371 nucleotides long. Its product is annotated as IQ domain-containing protein K-like. NCBI's taxonomy places the organism in Eukaryota, Metazoa, Mollusca, Bivalvia, Pectinida, Pectinidae. The coding region runs from base 1 to 837 and encodes 278 amino acids. Gene Ontology annotation, molecular function: protein binding. The transcript is spliced from 6 exons. The record is from RefSeq and is a predicted model, not a curated record.